GAGCCGAGCCGCGCCCGGAGGAACCGUCCGAGCCGGACUGUGGGUCGAAGAGGAGGAGGAGGAGGAGGAGGGAAGUGGUUUCAAACUUUAUCCGGAGGCCUUGAUUCGGAUGCUGUCGAGCCGGAGCUGACUCCCUGGAGCGCGCUGCGCCAACCUGUGCGCACUUGCCCGCAGCCAGGAGAGGGGGAGUGGAGUGUGAGAAGGAGGCACACCUUUACCUUUCAUGGUUCUCCCCCACCCCCUCUCUCUCUCGCUCUCUCUCUCUCUCACUCUCCCUCCCUCCUCCUUCUCUCUCCCUCUCCCUGGAAGCGGAGGAAUAAUCGAUCUGACAUGUCGGCCAUCGACAGAGCCACCCGCGCGCUGCGGGAGAUCCUGCACAACCCUGGAAAUGACGCCUGCGCGGACUGUGGCGCGCCAGAUCCUGACUGGGGCUCCUGCUCUCUGGGCGUGUUCAUCUGCCUGGCCUGCUCCGGGAUCCACCGCAACAUCCCCGACAUCAGCAAAGUCAAGUCCCUGAGCCUGUCGCACUGGGAGGACCACGAGAUGCAGUUCAUGGCUGAGAACGGUAAUGAGCUGAUGAAGAGUAAAUACGAGGCUGCUGUUCCCGUCUACUACUACAAACCAACGCACAAAGACUGUCAGGUGUUGCGGGAGCAGUGGAUAAGAGCAAAGUACGAGAGGAAAGAGUUUUGCGAGCCGGGAAAGAGUUUCAUUUAUGAGGAAGGAACUAGAGACGGCCUGUUGAUGAAGAGGGGGCGGGACAACGGGCAGUUCUUCAGCAGGCGAUUCGUCCUCUCAGAGCGGGAGGGGACUCUGAAGUACUUAACUAAAUAUGAUGCUAAGGAGCCCAAAGCCGUGAUCAAGGUGGACAGCAUCAACGCCAUCUUCCAGCCAGAGAAGAUCGGAAACCCCCACGGCCUCCAGAUCACGUACCUGAAAGACUACAGCACCCGCAACAUGUUCAUCUACCACGAAAACGGCAAGGAGAUCGUUGACUGGUACAACACGAUCCGUGCAGUUCAGCUUCACUACCUGAAGGUGGCCUUUCCUGGGGCGACAGACGCUGAGCUUGUUCCCAAACUAACCCGCAACUUCCUGAAGGAGGGAUACAUGGAGAAAACAGGACCCAGGCAAACAGAAGGUUUCAAGAAGCGCUGGUUCACUCUGGACCACAGACGGCUCAUGUACUUCAAAGAUCCACUGGACGCCUUUGCCAAAGGCGAGGUCUUCCUGGGGCACAGGGACCACGGUUACAACGUGUCCACCGGCUUGCCCGCCGGCACCCACUGCAACGGCGCCUGGCAGCACGGCAUCACCAUCCAGACGCCCGACCGCUACUUCCUGUUCACCUGCGAGAUGGAGAGCGACCAGCUGGAGUGGGUGAAGCACUUCAACAACGUCAUGAGCGUGCCCAUGUCGCCCCAGGAGUACACAAUGGAGGCCAUGUUCAAACACAGACCCUGAGGGAGCCGAGGCCUGCUGGACGUCUCCUCUCUGUCCUUCACCGAUCUGACUCUGGACCCACAUCAGCUCUGGCUCCCUCUGUAGUUUGGGGGGGGGGAACUUGAGUGUCGUCACCUACAUGGUCAGGGAUGCAAAUAAGGACCAAAUGCAGCAUUCAUUGGUGGAAUUAAGAAAUAUAAAGAAAUAUGAAUAAUGAUAAUAAUUUGAAUUAGUUGCAAACGAUCACUUUCCAUUCACACAAAUAUCAUCUUGGAGUUUAUGUUCCUGAUGUUUGGAUUAUUAGACGACACUCAUGCAAACCAACUCUGUGAACUAUGUGGAUUUAAUUUGUAUCAUGUUAAAUAUAUUUUAGUGUUUAGAUUUAAGAUUUGAGAAAAAGUUGUAGUUAAGGUGAGAAGAGCCUUGAUGCUUUUCGUGAGAUGCUUUUUAUACAGAUGUGAAAUGAUGAUAGACUGCGAAUAAAGAUGGACGACACAACGGCUCCCCAAAAGUGAAGCCAUUUCAUCUUGAUCGCCCCCUGGUGGCUGGCUGCAGUAUAUGACAUAAACCCCACCUCCUCCGUGUUAGCAGAUUGGACAUGGGCCAAACUAAAAAGUCAAAGUACAUGUGAAAUAUGUAACAUGUGAUAUAUAAAGAUAGUUUCUGCCAUCUUCAGCCCCCCCCUCCCCCUGCGGCCUCAUCCCCUGACCUUCUGGUUAGUGGGCGACCCGCUGUGACCCUCGGCCGCUGCUGCUGUGCUCAAUGGCAGCGUUUGAACCCGGGAUGUUUGGGCUUCAUUUCCAGACCCUGGGAGGAGGUGGAGAUGUGUCCUCCAUCUUUAUUAACAGUCUUUGCUUUAAUAAGUUACUCAGAGUCUAAUUGAGUCUGUGGUGGAUUCAGAUUUUUUUUUAAUUUCUCUUUUUUUAAAUAAACAUUUAACACAAACACUGUUUCAAUCCAUAAAGUCAAAACUGGUUUGUUAUUAUCCAAACUGGAACCUGUGUUUUUGUGUUUUCCAUCUUGUUCUGAUUUAUUUAACCUGUUAAAGAAACAUCACCUUUAAUCAGAUGUGUGGGAUAAGCCAAUAGAUGGUGUAACAGCGCCUCCCUGUGGCAGACUCUAUGAAAACAAACUAGUUAGUUAUUUUACUUUGUUUUUAUAGAUAUCAAACAACCAGUUGUCACGUCUUGUUGGUUUUGUUUUUAUUUCUAACUCACAUUUUGUGAUUUGGUGCCACGUUACUUUAAAGACAUUUCUGUGCUUGGCCACGUCACACAUGAAUUUAUUGAGCAUGAAUAAAAAAUGAUUUUACACUGGUGA
This is a messenger RNA of Pleuronectes platessa (European plaice), 2763 nucleotides long. RefSeq lists its product as uncharacterized. Bases 331 to 1464 code for a protein of 377 amino acids. Gene Ontology annotation, cellular component: plasma membrane; intracellular membrane-bounded organelle. Gene Ontology annotation, molecular function: phosphatidylinositol bisphosphate binding; GTPase activator activity. The record is from RefSeq and is a predicted model, not a curated record. NCBI's taxonomy places the organism in Eukaryota, Metazoa, Chordata, Actinopteri, Pleuronectiformes, Pleuronectidae. Gene Ontology annotation, biological process: positive regulation of GTPase activity. The transcript is spliced from 11 exons.